This is a messenger RNA of Ambispora leptoticha, 158 nucleotides long. The record is from the annotation of a GenBank genome assembly. NCBI's taxonomy places the organism in Eukaryota, Fungi, Glomeromycota, Glomeromycetes, Archaeosporales, Ambisporaceae.
AAAUUGCGCUCGGGCAUGAUAACCGAGUAAUUGGGCUUGGCUCCAUACAAUUUUCUGAAUCAAAAUAUAAUGAUAUUUCUGGCGUACCAGCCGCUGAAUAUUGUGAAGGCAUUGGAAUAGUCGAUCCUGCUAGAAAUGGGGAUGUUGAAUCAGAAUAG